This is a messenger RNA of Clonostachys rhizophaga, 1584 nucleotides long. Lineage: Eukaryota; Fungi; Ascomycota; Sordariomycetes; Hypocreales; Bionectriaceae. The record is from the annotation of a GenBank genome assembly.
AUGCAAGUAUCUCCAGCUCGCAAGUUUUACCCUCGCGCGUGGGAAAACCGGCUUCCCGUUUCGCAUCCGGAUAUCAGGGCCAUUCGGGGCAAGUUCUUCAGAGCAGCCUUGAUCAAUUUUUGGCUGAUUCUACUUUUAUUUUUCGGCCUCUUUUGCUAUUUGUUUGCAUCUCUGUACCACGAGGGACGUCGGACACACAACCUGAACGUUCUUUGGGUCGAUUUCGACGGUGGUGUCAUUGGCGAAGCCGUGCGCAAUGCGUACCAGAAACUGAAAUCAGAUGGCUUUCCCAACUUGAUCGAGAGAUCAACCCGCGAUUUUCCUUUGGAAAAAGACGUCAAGAAAGCUGUUUGCAAGACUGACUACUGGGCUGCACUGUACACGUCUCCCGGGGCCUCCGGACGGCUUAGUCUAGCCAUCUCCGGAGUCAACGCAUCGCGAUACAAUGCAUCGGACGCGCUCUCCUUUAUUUGGAACGAGGCCAAGUAUCCCACCAUUGUGGAUAGCCUUAUUUCUAGUAAUCUCCAUACACUCGCUGACGCUGCCCGAGUGGCUUAUGUGGCGCUCAAUGGCAGCUGGGCCCUAUCGACUCUCCCUCCCAAUAAUGGCCCUGCUCUAUCUGCUUUUGCCAAUCCAUGGACUCUAUCAUCCGUUGACAUAAAACCGACGGCACAAGGCACUCGAACGGUUUAUAACACAAUCGUCAUUGUACUGGUUCUGAUCCAAGAUUUCUUCUUCCUUGCCACACUUAAUGCACUCUACGGCGAGUUUAAAGUCUACAUGAGAAUAUCUCCCCUACGAAUCAUUCUGGUCCGUGAUAUCAUCUCCAUCUUAUUCACCAUGCUCGGGUCGCUGCUCCUUACUUGUGCCAUCUGGGCCUUUAGGGAUGGAUGGAGCGUGUCAGGCUCUCAGUUUGCUCUGACCUGGUUGAUCCUAUGGCUUUUUGCCCACGUCAACUUCCUGAUGCUAGAUAUCUUCACGAUAUGGCUACCGGUGCAAUUCGUCCCUAUGGCGCUUAUCACUUGGGUCGUGAUUAACGUCACCUCGAUUAUACUACCCUUUGCCCUUUCACCUUCAUUCUAUUACUGGGGAUAUGCCCUGCCUGCCCAUAAUGUUUAUGAGGCGCUCAUAGAUAUUUGGUCAAGCGGCUGCAACCCGCAUCUGCAUCGCGCUCUGCCAAUACUAUUCGCCUAUGAAGUAAAUGGCAUUUUCUGGACGGCUCUAGGCGUCUACAAGCGCUGCCAUGGCGCCGUCAUUAUAGAAGAGACAAACAAGGAGGCUAUGCGGAUGCGCAUAGAGACGGCACUUCGGAUCGAACGCGAGGGCGAGGAGCACCGUUUGGGAGAAGAGCGUAGUGAAAAGAGCGCCCAGGAUGACGAAGCUGGAACGUCCUCUGCCGCAGACCGACAGAUUGGUAAUAUGGAGGAGGAGUCGCCUUCACGCAGGCGCGCAGGGGAUGACCGGGCACAGAUUGAGAAUGACCUUGAGGACGUCACUAGUCGCAUUGAAAGGAUGGAGACACGGGCAAGGCGAAUGGCUGACACAGGGCCCAGCUUCUAUCUCGUGGGCUCGAGAAGUGAAUGA